This is a messenger RNA of Loxodonta africana (African savanna elephant), 1292 nucleotides long. It is a transcript of the gene OGG1, whose product is annotated as 8-oxoguanine DNA glycosylase. The record is from RefSeq and is a predicted model, not a curated record. Gene Ontology annotation, cellular component: nucleus. NCBI's taxonomy places the organism in Eukaryota, Metazoa, Chordata, Mammalia, Proboscidea, Elephantidae. The coding region runs from base 45 to 1292 and encodes 415 amino acids. The transcript has 7 exons. Gene Ontology annotation, molecular function: 8-oxo-7,8-dihydroguanine DNA N-glycosylase activity; damaged DNA binding. Gene Ontology annotation, biological process: nucleotide-excision repair; base-excision repair, AP site formation; base-excision repair.
UACUUCCGGUGGUAUUGAACGCGGCCUCUGGCGAAGCCGGAAGAAUGCGAUACCUCACGCUUCCGAAAGUGCUUGCAGCUCCGGGAGCAGUGAAAGCGGAGCCUUGUGUGUACAGGUUAGUCGGUUCCCUCCUGCCCAGUAGCAUGGGUCAUCGUACUUUAGCCGCCGCCCCAGCCCUCUGGGCCUCCAUCCCUUGUCUACGCUCUGAGCUGCGCCUGGACCUGGUUCUGGCUUCUGGACAGUCCUUCCGGUGGAGGGAGCAAAGCCCUGCGCACUGGAGUGGCGUGUUGGCGGACCAAGUAUGGACACUGACCCAGACGGAGGAGCAGCUCUACUGCACCGUGUACCGAGGGAACAAGGGCCAGGUAGGCAAGCCCACACAAGAGGAGCUGCAGGCCGUUCGCCAGUACUUCCAGCUGGAUGUCAGCGUGGCUCAACUGUAUUACCACUGGAGUUCUGUGGACCCCCACUUCCAAGAGGUGGCCCAGAAAUUCCAAGGUGUGCGGCUUCUGCGGCAGGACCCCAUUGAGUGUCUUUUCUCCUUCAUCUGCUCCUCCAACAACAACAUUGCCCGCAUCACUGGUAUGGUAGAGCGGCUCUGCCAGGCCUUCGGACCUCGGCUCAUCCAGCUUGAUGAUGUCACCUACCAUGGCUUCCCUAGCCUACAGGCUCUGGCUGGGCCCAAGGUGGAGGCCCACCUCCGGAAGCUGGGCCUGGGGUAUCGUGCCCGCUACGUGAGUGCCAGUGCCCGAGCCAUCUUGGAAGAACAGGGUGGGCCAUCCUGGCUGCAGCAACUGCGUGAGGCCCCCUACGAGGAUGCCCACAAGGCCCUCUGCACCCUGCCUGGGGUGGGCACCAAGGAAACUUCUUCCGGAGUCUCUGGGGACCUUACGCUGGCUGGGCACAAGCGGUGCUGUUCAGUGCUGACCUGCGCCAACCCCACCGUGCUCAGGAGCCACCGGCAAAGCGCAGAAAGGGGUCCAAAGGGCCAGAAGGCUAGGUGGGGACUCUGGACAAAGGAAUCCCCAAACGUGUUCCCCCAUUUCUCUUCCCCCUCCCCACCCAGGUGCAUGUUGGGGUGGGGGCUCCCUGCAGCUAUUGUCUUCCAAUCUUCAGGCACCCCCAAAUCAAGCAGUCAGUUUGUACAACAGGGUUGGAUGGAGGCUAUCGGGAGACAGAGCUACCUGUGGUUUUAUCCUCUUCCCUUUAUUACAAGAAGGAACAAUAAAAUAGAAACAUUUGUAUGGAAAAUGCAAUGGAGGAGAAGUAGGGAAGGGAGUGGGCCAGGAUAA